Messenger RNA from Cucurbita maxima (winter squash), 2056 nucleotides. RefSeq names its product probable eukaryotic translation initiation factor 5-1. The transcript is spliced from 2 exons. The coding region runs from base 475 to 1821 and encodes 448 amino acids. Gene Ontology annotation, cellular component: cytosol. Gene Ontology annotation, biological process: formation of cytoplasmic translation initiation complex; translational initiation; formation of translation preinitiation complex. Gene Ontology annotation, molecular function: eukaryotic initiation factor eIF2 binding; translation initiation factor activity; GDP-dissociation inhibitor activity. NCBI's taxonomy places the organism in Eukaryota, Viridiplantae, Streptophyta, Magnoliopsida, Cucurbitales, Cucurbitaceae. The record is from RefSeq and is a predicted model, not a curated record.
GUGACGUGUAGGGUUUUCUUUCUACCAUUGAUUUGAGUGUGUAUAAAAGGCGUUCCUUCUGCCCAACAGAAUCCCAUCGGCAUCUUCGUCACCGCGAAAUCAAGAGCGAGAGCUUCAGGAUCAGUUUGUUUUUCCUUCUCUUAUCACGACAACCUAGCACUGAAGUUGGCCAUCUGGUCUGCUGUUCUGUAGUUCAAAGUGGAGAGCGUUAAGUUUGAGACUCCUUUUAUGUCUGAACGGGCCACUCUCUUUUUGUCAUCGAUUGGAUUGCUUGGAGAGUAUUGUCCUACGUCUAGGAAAAAGUACAGCUGCGCUGAGACUAUUGGCUGCAUGCAUCUUGAGUUGCCUGGUGGUCAUAGUAACAGCCCGCGGGUGGUAGCUUUGUCCAGCUGCUCAAAGAACAACAGGGCAUCUUGUAGAUACCACUGCUGAUAUCUAUCUUUUCUCACCAGUACUGCCGUUUUGUGUUUUAACAUGGCGUUGCAGAAUAUUGGUGCCUCAAACCGUGACGAUGCCUUCUAUAGGUAUAAGAUGCCUCGGAUGGUUACUAAAAUUGAAGGUAGAGGUAAUGGCAUUAAGACUAAUGUGGUUAACAUGGUGGAAAUCGCAAAAGCCUUGGGCAGGCCUGCUUCUUACACUACCAAGUACUUUGGAUGCGAGCUUGGUGCACAAUCCAAAUUCGAUGAGAAAACUGGGACUUCUCUUGUAAAUGGUGCACAUGAUACAGCCAAGCUGGCUGGUCUGCUCGAGAACUUUAUCAAGAAGUAUGUUCAAUGCUAUGGAUGUGGUAACCCCGAAACGGAGAUUAUCAUCACGAAGACGCAGAUGAUCACCAUGAAAUGUGCUGCCUGUGGAUUUAUAUCUGAUGUUGACAUGAGGGAUAAAAUCACAACAUUUAUUCUCAAGAAUCCUCCUGAACAGAAGAAGGGAUCAAAAGACAAGAAGGCUAUGAGGCGGGCUGAGAAGGAAAGACUUAAGGAGGGCGAGGCUGCUGAUGAGGAGCAGAAGAAGCUAAAGAAGGAUUCGGUGAAGAAGAAAAGCACUAGUGGAAAUUCAAAGGAAACUGUUACGAAAGUGCCAAGCAAGAAGAAGAAUAAUGGCUCGGAUGACGAUCAUUCCCCAGUUCCUAUCCAUGCUAGUGGUAAAGACGAAGUAGCUGAUGACGAUGACGGCGAUGACGAUGUGCAGUGGCAAACGGACACAUCUUUAGAAGCAGCUAAGCAGCGUAUUCAGGAGCAGUUGAGUGCGGUCACUGCUGAUAUGGUCAUGCUGUCUACCGAAGAAACUACGUCGUCUAAAAAGCCCUCUGAACAUGAGAAGUCUUCGAUCAACGGAAACAAGAAUGGAAAUGGAGUGUCUCCCCAUGUUGCUCUUGUCAACGAGAUCAAAGAUUAUUUGAAGAAGGGUUCCUCCGCUGCCAACCUCAAAUCAUUUUUGGAAUCACUUUCUGGAACUCCCCAGGAGAUUGUGAAUGCCUUAGUUGAGGCUCUUUUUGAUGGCGUUGGAAAAGGUUUCUCAAAGGAGGUGAUGAAGAAGAAGAACUUCUUGGCUGCAGCUGUUGCUCUGGAGGGAUCACAGAUAGCUCUAUUGCGUGCCAUUGAAUCUUUUUGUCUCAAUACGAGUUCGGAGGCUGCUAAGGAGGUUGCUCUGGUUCUGAAAUCGCUAUACGACAGCAACCUGAUCGAGGAGGAAUUUGUAUUAGAGUGGUACCUGAAGGGCGUGGCUGGUGCUAACAAAAGUUCUCCGAUCUGGAAUCAUGUAAAGCCAUUCAUCGAAUGGCUCCAGAACGCGGAGUCCGAGUCCGAGACCGAAGAAGGGUAAGAAUGUUUUUACUCUUGCUGUUCUAGUUUUAGCAGUCAUGAGCAAGUCACUGUCUUGUCUGGAAUAAUAAGUGUUGUUGUCGUUGGAUCAGCUUGUUUUGUUCCUUGUUGGCGUGUUCUAUGCCGUCUGUCUUUCUCAUUUCCUUGUUCCGAUGGUAUCCGCUGUGUGUGAACGACGAUACUGUGUGCUUCCUGUAAUAGUCCACUCACUAUUAUAACCUUACGUUCAGGUGGUA